AUGGCCGCCGCCGCCGGGAUCAUAGAUCCAACCAAGGUCGGCAAAUACCCAGUCGUACUCAGCGAUGCGCUACUGGGCAAAAAGUCCAGUGAAGUCUACACUGGCGUUAGAUAUAACCACAGACCCGAUCCGCCACCGGAUUCUGCCAAAUUGCGACAAAAUGUCACCUUCAAGGGCAACUAUGAUCUACUAUACGGAGACAAGGGCAACAUUCAUAAAUACCGUGGCAAUCGCACCAGCAACGAAAAUCAAUAUGUCCUGAUCUUUGACCCCAACAGAGAGGUCUUUGUGCUGCACAAGGUCGACUCGACAUUCAACAUGAACCUCAUUCAGACCCCCGACAAUAAGAACGCAGACAGCCUAAAGAAGCAACAUCCCCAUCUCCCCAACAGUAGUGCUGAGGCCUCAACUACUAAAGCCAAGGGCAAGACUGGUGCAGGUUCCAAGACAAAGCAACCAAAGACAGCGCCCCCCAAGCCGUCUAAACCGGCUGCCCCAGAGAAGCGCAAGAACGGCUCGGACGAUGAGGAGGACAGCGAUAACGACGAUGUUCUAGAGAUUGAUUUCGGCGACACUGCGGCUCCUAACCGCGACUUCUCUCCCGCCUUCCCGCCCCGAAGGUUUAGCGAAUUUGCCGCGCAGAAUGAGGAGGAGGAAGACGAUGCCGACGGCGAAGAUGAGGACGAGGAAAUGAGCGAGCAGGAACACUUCCCGCUCCCAUCGCCAAUUGUGCAGCAGACUACUGCGCCGGAAGUGGAGACUGUCCCGAACAACACGAUAUCGCUCACCUUUGAUGAUGAUUCAGCCUCGGAAGAGGACGAGGAGCCAACGCCGGCACCAGCUCCUGUGCAGGAGCAGCAAGAACAAGAUGACGAUGACGAUAUGGAAGACGACUUGGAGGCUGCUCUUGAAGCUGAGUUGGCUGGAGCCGACUCGGAGAGCGAUGUCAGUGAAGAAGACUAA
This is a messenger RNA of Pestalotiopsis fici W106-1, 963 nucleotides long. RefSeq lists its product as uncharacterized. The coding region runs from base 1 to 963 and encodes 320 amino acids. The transcript has 2 exons. NCBI's taxonomy places the organism in Eukaryota, Fungi, Ascomycota, Sordariomycetes, Amphisphaeriales, Sporocadaceae. The record is from RefSeq and is a predicted model, not a curated record.